GCAACAUAUGUCUUGAAAGACAUCUUGAAGGAAAGAACAUUUAUGAGGUGAACAGGGCUGGGCAUAGUGUAUUUCAGGAGCUCGAUGUUCCAUUGGUCUGACAUGGAAACUACUUCCAUAAAGAGGACCCAGUGUUUCUGCUGAUGCAUCAUCCGACACCAUAUAUACCGUUUUCAUGUUUCACCGCAUGUCGCUUGCCAGGGUGCUAGUCUUCCAUUCUUCCUCCUGGUGUGUUCUGGCCUCCUCCUCCUCCUCCUCUUCCUCUCAUAGGGUGUGAAACACAACAACAGCCAAGAUGUCAGAUAAAAAGAUGACAUCGAGCCGCAGGCAUCAUCUGAAGAGCUUGGUGCUCCAGAUUGCGUUUGAGCUGAUUGAAGUGGAGAAAAAGGAGGCUGUGCAGGAGAAAGCCAGUUUCAUGGCUGAGCUCCCCGCCCUGGAUUUGUCUGGAGAUCAAGCGGCGCUGGUGGAAAUGCUCAAAAAGUUAGCYCAUACCAUCGACAAGGUUGAUGAGGACAGAUAUGACGCAGAGUCCAAGGUGACGAAGGCAGACAAGGAGAUUGAGGACUUGAGAAUGAAAGUGGUUGAGAUCCAGGGCAUGAAGAAGCCAGCUCUGAAGAAAGUGCGUAUGUCUGCUGAUGCUAUGCUUCAGGCUCUGCUGGGCACCAAGCACAAGGCUUCCAUGGAUUUCAGAGCCAACUUGAAAGAAGUGAAGAAGGAAGUCAAAGAGGAGGCAGUGGAUGCAGUUGGUGACUGGCGCAAGAACGUUGAUGAACAGGCUGGCAUGGACGGCAGGAAGAAGAAGUUUCAGGGUUAAACACAUUCAUUUUUCAGUCAUAGCCGACUUUUGUGUUUUGUCGUAUUGUGGUACAGAGACGGAUUUCUAUGACCUUGUUGUUAGGCAUCCCUGCAGGAAGAGGAUCUUUGAUUUUAAAAUGCUGUUAUUUUUUGAUACUGUAGGUUCAAAUAUGUAUUCGACACUAUGGUUUUGGAUAUCUCUCUCUCUUUUUUUCUCUCGCUGUCUCUCUUUCUUUCUCUUUAACUUUUCAGUGCAAUUUGCAAAUGUUUUUGGCUAUUGUAUAGUGAGGUGGAAAGGGUAAAUAUUUGUAGCUUUACCCACUCUUAACAUCACACAGCUUUCCAUCUGCAUCUGUAACAUUCACUAAAAGGAGUAUAUUCACUAACAAAAAAAUAAAAAUAAAAACAAUUUAAAAAGCUUG
Messenger RNA from Salvelinus sp. IW2-2015, 1217 nucleotides. RefSeq names its product troponin I, fast skeletal muscle-like. Gene Ontology annotation, biological process: cardiac muscle contraction; skeletal muscle contraction. Gene Ontology annotation, cellular component: troponin complex. NCBI's taxonomy places the organism in Eukaryota, Metazoa, Chordata, Actinopteri, Salmoniformes, Salmonidae. The record is from RefSeq and is a predicted model, not a curated record.